Messenger RNA from Thalassophryne amazonica, 1063 nucleotides. It is a transcript of the gene rab22a, whose product is annotated as RAB22A, member RAS oncogene family. Gene Ontology annotation, molecular function: GTP binding; GTPase activity. The transcript has 7 exons. The record is from RefSeq and is a predicted model, not a curated record. NCBI's taxonomy places the organism in Eukaryota, Metazoa, Chordata, Actinopteri, Batrachoidiformes, Batrachoididae. The coding region runs from base 280 to 864 and encodes 194 amino acids.
GGGCUGUCACGUGACCGCACGUCUUAGUUCAAGAUGGAGACGGAACGAUUUGUUAGUGUUAGCUAGCUAGUUAGCUGUUUACAGGUUUUUUUUAAUAAUACAUGUCAACUACGAGGAGCUACUAGUCUUAUUUAACGCCCACACUGAAAUUUAAUAUCUGAGCUGACAUAUGCAUACGCUAGCUGUUGACCAGAAUGAAGCAUAGCUCUUCGUAAACCUUAAGGUGAAAAUUGUCAGUGGUCAUCAUCACAAACUCACAUUGAGAUCAAAGGGAUCGAUAUGGCGCUGAGAGAGUUAAAGGUUUGUCUCCUGGGGGAUACUGGUGUUGGAAAAUCAAGUAUUGUUUGGAGAUUUGUGGAGGACAGCUUUGACCCAAAUAUCAACCCAACAAUUGGGGCAUCCUUCAUGACUAAGACAGUGCAAUACCAAAACGAGCUGCACAAGUUUCUGAUCUGGGACACAGCAGGACAGGAGCGGUUUCGUGCUCUCGCGCCAAUGUACUACAGAGGUUCAGCAGCAGCAAUCAUUGUUUAUGACAUCACAAAAGAGGAGUCCUUCCAAACGCUGAAGAACUGGGUGAAAGAGCUGCGCCAACAUGGGCCUCCUAAUAUCGUUGUAGCCAUUGCUGGCAACAAAUGUGACCUGUCAGAUGCCAGGGAGGUUUCUGAAAAGGAUGCCAAGGACUAUGCUGAUUCUAUCCAUGCCAUCUUUGUCGAAACCAGCGCCAAGAAUGCCAUUAACAUCAAUGAGGUGUUUAUAGAGAUAAGUCGGCGCAUCCCUCUUGUCGAUGCAGCAGGGGCAACCACAGGAACGGGUUUCAAACUGGGACGUCAGAGUUCAGAAUCACGCAGGAUUUGCUGCUGAUAUUGCCAGCUGUUGUCCCCCUACAAGACCUGUGAUGUGACCUUUACUUGCCCCCCUGUAGCUUGCAUGCAUUAGCAUACAGCUAUCACACAAUGCCAUCGCUGAGACACUGGUGCAACAGCAGCAAUGUUGCUAGUGGGAAAGGGGAGGAAUACAUCCUGUAUUGAGCAUUUCCAAAAAUGCCUGGAUUAAAUUCUUU